AUGUACAAAGACAGCCCAGAGGACCCGGCAGCCUUCCCACGCUUUUUCCAGCCCCACCUGCGCUCCGCAGAGAUGCAGCUCUGGCCCCUGCGUUGGGGCGACCUGGCACAGGCAGCGUGCGAGACCCAGGCCUCCGCUUGCAGCUCGGACCAGUGGCGACCCGUGGAGCUGCGCGCACUAGGAAUUUGGUGCCUUCAGAUAUUCGAGGAUUUGGCGUUGAUCCUCAACUACGUCGAGGAGACUGGACACUGGCCGCGCGAGCUGACCAAGGCGUACGUCGCUCUGGCCCCCAAGGACGACGCGCUGGAGGAGCCGCAGCCCACGGGCUUUCGCCUUAUCAGCGUCUUGAGCGCUGUUUACCGCCUCUGGUCGAAGGUGAGGUUUGCGGAGACUCUGGGGUGGCAAGAAGGGUGGUGCCCUGACGAGAUGUGGGGUUGCAGGCGACACCGUGGAAGAGAGACCAUGGCGAUGGCCAUCGCGCUGGACCUGGAGUCUGCAGCUUACGGUGGCGGCAAGCACGUGGCCGGCGUUUCCUAUGAUUUCAAGAAAGCCGUUGACCUCAUUCCUAUUGAGAUCAUGCUUCAGGCGUUCAACGUAAUCAUCCAGGGGGACGCUUUGUCGAUGAUCGCGCUGAACAGCAUCGCCAGCUGCAUUCUGGAGACUUCUGGCGCGCGCGCGGCGGAAGGGGCCACGGAGCGCUCCUACGCCGACGACAUCUCAGCAGCGACGGUCGCGGAGACGCCAGAGGCAGCAAAGGAGGAGGUCAGGCGAUUUCACGGCAUCGUUCGCGCCUUCACCUGGGCGGAGGGCGGCGAGAUCAACCUCGAGAAAUGCUUCGCCGUUGGCGAUGACUGUGCUCGCGGUGUUCUGGGGGAUGAAGUGCGCCGCUUUCGACAGUUUGAAAUCGUCGGCGGUUCUUUUGCAGCGCGCGAGAGCGCAGAUGCUGAGACAGAGCUCGAACUGCAGCGGCUGGCGAAGUGGAAGCUUACUCUGGGCAGAAUCCGGCACGUCCCGAGGUCUUGGCGAGACCGGGUAGGCCGCUACUCCUUGAGCCCACUGGUCACUUUCGUGCUGCUCGCCCCGGCGCAGCUCGACGCGGAGUUCGGUGCCGUCUACGAAGGCCUCAGAGCGGUCAUGCGGGCGAUGCGCGUUCCUGCGCUGGCGACGACGCUCAAGGAGCGCUUUGGCAGCGUGCCGACCGCCCGGCGGGAUGGCCCAACCUUGCGUCUGCGCGUGCUUCGCCGUUCUGGUGCUUUUGGGCCCCUUGUCGGCAGGCUCCUGGGCGGUGCCGUGACGGACAAGCAGACGGAGGGCGAGUGGCUGCGCGACUUGCGGGAUGCGUGGAGACGCGCCCUCUGGCAGCGCUUGGUGAAGGAGCGGGGGCGCCAGUACGGAGGCGCCGAGGACGUUGACCGAGUGCGCACAAUGAUCUUGCACGACCGGCUCCAGGAGCAGGCGUCUGCGGAUGAGGAGGCCCAAGAGGAGGAGGCUGCAGAGGCCCGGGCCAAGCUGGGCGCACUCCGGCGGACACUUGCAGGCGGGCUCCUCACCAACGAGCGCGUGGGGAGGCACAAGAAGGAGGGAUCCUUGGCCUGUGCCUGCGGCGCUCCGGAGGCGACGGUGGAGCACGUUACCAGCCCGCUGACGCAGCGCCAGUCGGUCCUGCUGCAAACCUUCAUGCUGACAGUGCGGAGGGAUCAGGUGCAGCGCUGGCACCGAGGAGACGACCUCCUGCAGGUGGCAGAUCCCGAGGCACCGGCGCCGGCUGAACAGGAGGGCGCCGCAGCUGCAGCUCUGCAGGGGCACGCCGAGAACGGGCACCACCUCGAACGUCGGGUGGGCGCCGACGGCCUGCGGUGCCGGAAGUGCGGAAAGUUCGUCCAGAGGACGCAGCACGUCCGCCUCAAAAUCACGGGCCGCCGCUGUGAGUUCCCAGAUCUCCCGCCGGAGCGCUGGCUCCAGCGCGAGGGGCAGCGCCAGGCGGAGAGUCGCCUGGACCAGUUGUGGCGGGACACGGAGGAGCGCUACAACAAGGGCGGGCACGUCGACGUGGAACAGGCGGACCGGCAAG
Prorocentrum cordatum is the source of this 2071-nucleotide messenger RNA. Lineage: Eukaryota; Dinophyceae; Prorocentrales; Prorocentraceae. The record is from the annotation of a GenBank genome assembly.